Messenger RNA from Drosophila hydei, 2363 nucleotides. Its product is annotated as neprilysin-1. Gene Ontology annotation, cellular component: plasma membrane. Gene Ontology annotation, molecular function: metalloendopeptidase activity. The transcript has a single exon. Bases 158 to 2239 code for a protein of 693 amino acids. The record is from RefSeq and is a predicted model, not a curated record. NCBI's taxonomy places the organism in Eukaryota, Metazoa, Arthropoda, Insecta, Diptera, Drosophilidae. Gene Ontology annotation, biological process: protein processing.
AGAGAGAAGGAGAGAGCGAGAGAGAAAUGAGCUGUCCAAGCUGAAAAGCAUUUCAUUUGACACCUGUUUUGGUCAGCUACUAAUCAGUGAUAAGACGAACAGCACCGACAGCUGAAGCUCAGUUGGGGAACGACAAUCGCGCUUGAAACAACGCAAUAUGAGAGCUGUUUCCGCUUCCGUCAGCAGUUGGGCUAUCAGCUGGCUGCCGCUGCUGCUGCUGCUGCUGUCUGUACUAAGCUUUGUUUACGCUGGCGUCUUUGAGAGUCUGAGUAUUAAUACACCAUUAACGCAUGAGAUCAUGCAGCAGGCCAAGUCCGCGGGCAUGCGCUCCUACAUAAACGGAAGCGUCAAGCCGUGCGAUGAUUUCUAUGGCUAUGCGUGCGGGAAUUUCGUCAGGAUCAAUCCGGCGACUCACGAGACGGUCAGCACGGACUUCUUUGAGGCACUCAAUGCUGGCUAUCAGCGGCGUCUGCGCGGACUGUUCCGGCAGCCCAAGCUGAGCACCGACAGCCCCACCGAGACGCGCGUGAAGUAUUUCUACGAAUCCUGCCUGAACACCAGUGCAAUGAAUCAUCUGAAUCAGCGCUCGCAUGUGCUCGGCAUACUCAAAGAGUUUGGCGGACUCCCCGCUCUUGAGGGCAGCGCCUGGAACGAGUCGAAUUUCGAGCCAAUCGAAAUGAUGGCGCGUCUGCUGAAUCGCUUUGGCAAGGAGACGCUGCUGAGCGUGCGCGUCGCUCCGGGCUUGGCCAACAGCCAGAUGAACCGUCUGUUCAUUGGCCAACGCGAUGAUCUGGACAGCAGCAAAGCCGUCGCCCUGCACCAGAGCAGUCAGCUGCUGCUGAAGCAAAAUCUGCAGCAUCUGCUAGGCCUCAGUGAGCAGAGGGCCGCGGAGACAGCUGCGGAAAUCGCAAAAGUCAAUCUGGAGCUGGCACACGGCAUCAUUGAGCCGCAGGAGGAGCAGCCGCCCAGCCAAAUGUAUCGCCUGCGCCUGCUGGCCGACAUGAGCGAGAGCUAUGGCCCCAAGCUCAAUGUUACGCGCCUCGUGCAGCUCUGGCUGAAUCAUGACUAUCAGCUGCCCGUUUACGAAUAUGUCGAGAGCUAUAUGUGGCAGGUGAAGAAGAUAUUGACCCAAACGCCCAAGCGCGUGCUGGCCAACUAUAUGCUCUCCACGCUGAUCAGCGAUUACGAGAUCGAGCCGGCCGCCAGCCUGGAGAAGCAACAUGUGCUGUGCGCGGAGACGACGACGCUGAUGUUUGCCGACUUCGUGGAUCACAUGGUGUAUCGCUCGCUGGAGAAACAGAAUCCGGAUAUACCGGGCAGCCUGCGGCAGCUGUGGCAGGAGCUGAAAGCGGCCUUUGACGAUUUGCUGCACGCGCCCAACACCAAAUGGCUAAGCGAACGGACCCUGAGUGAGGCCCAGGCCAAGCUCAAAGCCAUGACCUUUCACAUACUCGGCUCAGAGACGCACAACUUUGAGGACUACUACGGCAGCCUGGUGAUUAGCAAUGCGGACUACUUUGGCAACGUGCAGCGGCUGCUCGAGCUGCGUGCUCAGCACUUGCGCGAGGAUCUGCAGCGGCCACCCAAUCCCUAUUUCUAUGACGACUUUAGCACGUCGCCCUUCUACGUGGCGGAGCUGAAUCGUGUCGUCAUACCAGCCAGCUUUAUGCAGCAUCGCUACUUCUUCGACGAGGUCUACCCCAUGGCGCUCAAAUACGGCACCGUCGGCUUCUCAAUGGCCCACGAAAUGGCCCACGGCUUCGACGAUCUGUCGCGCACCUUUGAUAGCCACGGCAAUCUGCGCGACUGGUGGGAGCGCAAUGCCACCGAAGCGUUCGAGGAGCGCAAGCAGUGCCUGGUGGAGCAGUUCAGUGGCUACAGGUACAACGGCGCGAAGCUGCCCAAGCUGCAGUUGCAGUCCGAGAACAUAGCGGACAAUGCGGGCGUGCGCAUCGCCCAUGCCGCCUACCUCAACUGGCUGAGGCAGUCGACGCUGGACGGAGAGACGCUGCCUCGCAUGUCGCACACGCCGCAGCAGCUCUUCUUUCUGGCACUGGGCCAAAUUUGGUGUUCCGAUUUGCUGCCAGAGUGGCGUCACACGAUUGCCAUCAGCGAUGUGCACGCUCCGGAUGAGGUGAGACUCUACGCGAUGAUGGCCAACUUUGAUGCAUUCGCCAAGGCCUACGAGUGCCGGCCAGGCGCCCACAUGAAUCCCCUGCGAAAGUGCGUUAUCUACUGAGGCCGUCCUUCAACUGAUUAGAAGCUCUAUAUGUAUAAGCUGUCUGUACUUGAAAUAUACACUUGUCGUAUUCUCAUUUCCCAUUUCCGAGCUGUGCUCAUGCUUACACAGAUAGAUUAAUGCU